UAGUUUGCUUCUACUGGCAGAGCAAGCCUUCCAACGUGCUCCAUGCAAUUACUUUGAAGAUGGUUCAAGUGUUAUUCCUCGAAUAAGAUGGUGCUGUGGAAAGUAUUUGUUAAAACUGCGAUAAUCGUCGGCAUUACGAGCCAAGUAAUUGCUGUCAAUUAUACAAAAGAGUCCUCCGAGUUUACCGAAAACGAUCUCUUAAAUGACGCUCGCAGCUCAAGCGAUGGCGUUAAAAGGACUAAAAGUGCUGGAAGAAGACGUUCGUUUAAAGGCGGUUGCACCAAACAACCGGAUGCACCUGUGAACGGUAACAUUCGAUGUUCGAUGGAUAGCGCAUGUAUCGCAACCUGCAAUCAGAAUUAUAAAUUUCCAAACGAUGUUACGCAGUUGGCUGUAACUUGUAACGAUAAACAAUGGCACAUCUUUGGUACAGAAUGGAUUUCUGUACUACCUCACUGUGAACCAAUUUGUAUGCCCGAGUGUUUGAACAAUGGAGUAUGCGUCGCCCCUCAUCAGUGUAAUUGCCCCGAAGAUUUUAUCGGGCCGCAAUGCCAAUAUCAGAAUAAACCAUGCAUGGAGUAUCCAUCUACCGUACUUAAUUCUCACAAGCAUUGUAAUUCGAAAACGUGCAGCAUAUCUUGUAUGAAAAAUUUCACGUUUCCCGACGGCACUUCCAUCACCAAUCUACUUUGUAAGAAUGGAGACUGGAUACCUAGUAGACAAGAUUGGGUCUCUGUGCCCGACUGCGAACCUGUGUGUAAUCCUCCUUGUCAAAACGGGGGGAACUGUUUGCCGUCGAACCUUUGUCAGUGUCCGCAAGCGUAUCGAGGACUGCAAUGUCAGUACCCUGCCGAUACUUGCAAUGGAGAAAAAAUGGGCUUCAACGGUGGUUUUUUCUGCACCAGCGAGGGUAACAGUUAUUCCUGCAGUCUCAACUGUCCGGAUGGUGUAGAAUUCGAGUUUUCUCCUGCAACCGAAUACAAAUGUGCCUAUGAGACCGGCGUUUUCGAGCCUCAACCGAUACCCCGAUGCAAAUACAGUGAGAACGCCAAUGUAAUUUCUUUGGGCACUACGUACAAUUCCUACGUAAGGGGAACGAACCAUACAUGGACGUAUCAGGAUAUCGUAGGUUCCAAUAACAACCGAGCUCCCAUGAUUACGACCAGCAACAAUCUUUACCAUAAUACUACCUCGAACUUGAUGCAAUUCGUUUCUCUGGAUGACAACAUGUUAUUCAUCGAAGAGAAGCGACCAAUUCCAGAAACUUGCUUCACCUGGGGAGGAGUACACUACAAAACUUUCGACGACAGAAUUUUCAGCUUCGACAGCGACUGCUCUCAUAUUCUGAUUCAAGAAGCACAGAACAGAGUUUUCACUGUAACAACAGAGAACAGUCCGACUUGCAGGACGGAAGAUUGUUUCAGAAUCAUAAAGAUCUAUGUUCAGGACAGGGAGUACAUUCUUACGAAGAAUGUAUUCGGUACCCCAGAAUUUCGAAUCCUAAAUAAACUGCUACCUAUUCCGGUACAGCUGCCUGUUUUAAGGGUCGAAUUUUCGGCACAUUUUAUCGUGGUGACUUUGGACUCGCUGGGAAUUCGAAUCAAAUGGGAUGGAGCACUGAUGCUGGAAAUCGAAGCUUUGGAGAACAUGUGGAACAAAACUAUUGGCCUCUGCGGCAAUAUGAACGGCGAUCAAACCGACGAUCUGAUACGCAGAAACGGCGAUCGUGCGCGAAGCAUCGCAGCGUUCGCUUCUUCUUGGAGAAUAGAAAAUAUUGGAGAGAUCUGCGACGAAUAUCCGGAUACCCGACACGCUUGCGAAUCGAAUCCAUUUGCUGCCAGCGAAGCCAUGAGCUUUUGCAGUAGUUUGCUAUCCGAUCGCAGAUUCCUGGCGUGCGCGCAUACCAUUAGCAUAGACGAGUUGCGGACCGCGUGCUUAUGGGAUUAUUGCGGUUGCAAGAAUAACGACCGGAGGAAUUGCGCUUGCGAUACAAUGAACGUCUAUGUUAGACAAUGCGCGCACAAGAAAGUAAUAUCUUUGUCGGGUUGGAGGAACAACGAUACCUGUCCCAUGCGUUGCACCAAUGGACGAGUAUACAUGGCUUGUGGUUCGAAAACGGAGUCGUCGUGCUGGACCGCGAUAGGAAAAAUGCUGACAAACGUGGACGACUGCGAGGAGGGAUGUUUUUGUCCGCAAGGGACCGUGGCGCACGAAGGAAAAUGCAUAAGUACCGAAGAAUGUCCGUGCCGAUUACGCGGCAAGCUGUUCCAACCAGGCAAGAGCGUACGGAAAGACUGUAACACGUGUACGUGUUUCUCCGGGAAAUGGAUAUGCACUCAGACUAGAUGCAGUGCCAGAUGCGCCGUCAUUGGGGAUCCCCAUUACACAACAUUCGACGGAAAACAUUACGAUUUCAUGGGAAAAUGUAAAUAUUAUCUAAUGAAGGCCGAGGAUUAUUCCAUAGAAGGCGAGAAUGUACCUUGUUCCGGUGCGAUAACAGAGAGUAUGGGGCUUGUUCCAAGCGAUGCGCCAUCCUGUACGAAAACCGUGACGAUCCAUUACAAAGAAACGACCGUAGCAUUGAGGCAACAUCGCGCGGUAUCGGUAAACGGAGAUGAUUUAGCUGUACUUCCCACUGUUCUCGAUGGUAUAAGAAUACGCGUUGCCAGCAGUAUAUUUCUCGUAAUCGGUUUACCAAAUGGUUUAGAGAUAUGGUGGGAUGGAAUUUCUCGCGUAUACAUUAACGCUCCACCCGAAUUUCAUGGCAAAACCAGAGGACUUUGCGGCACGUUCUCGGAAAACGAAAAAGAUGACUUCCUUACACCGGAGGGCGACACGGAACAGUCGUCGGUAUGUUUCGCUAAUAAAUGGAAGACGGACGAGCUGUGCUCCGAUGUCCCAGAAAAGGAAUCGGAUCAUCCUUGCGACUUGAACCCGCAGAAACGAGCAAUAGCGAAACAAUACUGUUCCCACCUAUACAGCGAUAUAUUUGCAGAUUGCCAUUGGCACGUGGAUCCGGAAACAUUUUACAAGGACUGCAUGUUCGAUAUGUGUUCUUGCAAAGUGAAUCUCGAGUUGUGCCUUUGUCCCGUAUUGGCGGCGUACGCGAAAGACUGCGCUUCCCAGGGAGUGAAUCUCUUGUGGCGCCUGCACGUCGAAGAAUGUAGAAUUCAUUGUCCUGGAAAUCAGGUGUAUCAGAUUUGCGGGAACAGUUGUACCAGAUCCUGCGCAGACAUAUCUUCUUAUCCAGAUUGCAAACAACAGUGCGUAGAAGGAUGCAAUUGCCCGGAAGGUGAAACGUUGGACGUCCAUGGAGAAUGUAUUCCGAUCGGACAAUGUCCUUGCUUUCACGCAGGAUUCGAGUUUCAAACGGGACACAAAGAAGUCAGGCCCGGGAACAAAGCACCCGAACUUUGCACCUGUGCAGCUGGCGUUUGGAACUGUCGACAAGCUACGUCCGAUGAAAUAAUAGAGUACCCGGCGAUCAAAGACCUUUUAACUUCUUGCGUAGCGAGCAAACAUCUCCAAGUUACAGACUGCGCACCGAUAGAGCCUCGAACUUGUCGCAACAUGCAGAAAAAUCAUGUUCGAAAACCAACCAUUUGCAAAUCUGGCUGUAUUUGCGAACCCGGCUAUGUUCUGAACGUAUUGGGCGGCGAUUGCGUCAAGGAAGAAUCUUGUCCUUGUCAUCAUGGAGGUGAAAGUUACGACGAUGGGUCUGUCAUUCAAAACGAAUGCAACACUUGCAAGUGCUUGAACGGGACAUGGGAUUGUACGGAUAGGUCGUGUGCCGGGAUUUGUUCCGGUUGGGGUGACUCUCAUUACAGGACGUUCGAUGGGAAGAUCUAUGAUUUUCAAGGAACUUGCGACUACGUUUUGGCGAAGGGCGCGUUGAACACCGAAGAUUCCUUCGACGUAUCGAUUCAGAAUGUACCUUGCGGAACAACGGGUGUAGCCUGCUCAAAGUCGAUUACUCUGUCGAUUGGAAAUGACGAAAAUUCAGAAGUUAUCGUUCUAACACGAGGAAAAGAAUUACCUACGGGAAAGUUUAACAGGCUGGUAAUAAGAUCGGCUGGAUUGUUCGUAUUUGUCGAUGCACCGGACCUGGGAUUAACCGUUCAGUGGGAUAAAGGUACCAGAGUAUAUUUAAGAUUAGAUCCUAGAUGGAAAAGUCGUACAAAAGGGCUGUGCGGCGAUUACAACGACAACAGUCAGGAUGACUUUAAAACACCUUCCGGCGGUAUAUCGGAAGUGUCUGCAAACUUGUUCGGAGAUUCUUGGAAGAAGCACGAUUUUUGUCCCGAACCCAAAGACAUUGUUGAUCCUUGCGAACAACACCCGGAGAAGAAGUUAUGGGCCGUGGAACAAUGCGACGUUCUAAAGUCUUCUAUUUUUCAACCGUGCCACUCAGAAGUUCAAGUUGAAAGUUAUUUGCGCAACUGCAUCUUUGACACCUGUGGCUGCGACACAGGGGGCGACUGCGAAUGUCUUUGCACGGCGUUGGCAGCGUACGCUCACGAGUGCGGCACAAAAGGUAUCCCAAUAAAGUGGCGCACCCAGGAACUCUGCCCCAUGCAAUGCGACGAAAAAUGUAGCAUGUAUUCUCCUUGCGUUACAACUUGUCCGCGCGAAACCUGCGACAAUCUGAUGAUUUUGAGGGAUCAAUCUCACCUGUGUUCCCAGGACGCUUGCGUCGAGGGGUGUUCGAUCAAAUCGUGUCCGAAAGAUCAUGUGUACAAUAACGACAGUUACGCGGAGUGUGUUCUCAAAGAAAGUUGCAAAACACCUUGCAUCGAGAUCAACGGGGUUACGUAUUACGAAGGUGAUAGCGUCGGUACGGAUAAUUGUCAAACGUGUUUCUGUAGUCGUGGUAAGGUAUUGUGCAAAGGAGAACCCUGCACGACCACCGAUACUUUUGCGACGAGCAUCGCUCCACUGGAAGAGCCUCAAAGAUGCGUGGACGGAUGGACAGCUUGGAUAAAUCAAGAUGCAACGAUCAAGGGCAGAAAGAUCAAAGAUGUUGAACCUUUGCCAACAUUGUUGGAUAUGGCGAGCUUAAAGGAAUCUGCAAUCUGCGAUAGAGAUCACAUGGUCGACAUAAGAUGUAGGUCUGUGAAGCAUCGUUUAACACCGAAAGAAACUGGUUUAGACGUGGAAUGUAGUUUGGAGCGUGGACUCUACUGCCAGUCUCAGCCUGAUCUUCCUUGUAUAGAUUUCGAAAUCAGCGUACUGUGUCGGUGUUCGGCGAGUACAACCAGCAGCAUCGACGAAUCGCCAAUCGCUACGACCAAAACGGUGGACGAAGAGUGCAGCGUGCAACAUCCUCAUCGGCCUCAUCCCACGGACUGUCGUCUUUUUUAUCGAUGCAAGCCAGGCAUCGAUGGAAACGAGCUCGUGGAAGUAUCGUGUGGCCAGCACAUGUUCUACAAUUCACAGUUUCAAAUUUGUGACUGGCCAGCCAACGUUGUCGCGCAAAGACCGGAGUGCGCGCUCGUACAGGCAACCGUGACCCCGUCGACCGGCAAAAUCGAGUGGACGACGCUCGAGAAAACGACAAACUCUAAAACCAUAAUAUCAACGACUUUCGAGGAAAACGUUCUAACUACAAAGGCUUGCAAGGAAGGCGAAACGUGGAACGAGUGCGCUAUCGAAUGCGACAAAGUAUGCGGCUACUAUCGUUACCUGUUAUCCAAGAAAGGCCAUUGCAGCGCCGGUUCCGAAUGUGUACCAGGAUGCGUCCCAGAGGGAGAAAGACCGCAAUGUCCACCGGAGAAAUUCUGGAGAGAUAUCGCGACCUGUGUCGACGAAGCCGACUGUACAUGUAAAUCGCAUCAAGGAGAACCGAUCAUUCCCGGGGCUGUGUUGAAGGAAUCGGAAUGCGAGAUCUGUCAGUGCAUCGAUAAUUUUUACACCUGCGACAAAUCGUUGUGCACCGAUAUCGUCCAGGAGACGACGACCGAGAAGCUGUUCGCACCUCCGUCUACACCCCCGUCCACGCCUCUGUACACAUCUUCGUUCCACGAAGAAUCAACAACUACGAGUCCGACGGAGCUAACGAUCGUAGUGCCCAGCACCGUUCAUCCGCCACCGAAUUGCUCCAGCAAUCGUUUCGUUCCUCUAAUUCCGUACUUGAACGAACGAGUUACCUUCGAUGCGAGCAGCGUCAGAGGUUCCAUGUUCUUGCCCGAGUAUGCAUCGUUGAGCGAUCAAGGUUCGAACAAAGGCUACUGGAAACCCGAGUACGAAUCACCGGACCAAUGGCUCGACGUCGAGUUCCAGAGGCCGGAACCCGUCUACGGCGUUAUUCUGCAAGGCAGCGAUCUGGAAGACGCAUUUGUCACCAGCUACAGGGUGCUGUUCUCGGAAAACGGGGCUGCCUUCUCUUACGUUUUGAACGACAAGCGGGAACCGAAACUAUUUCGAGGACCCGUAGAUCAAUUUAGGCCGGUCGAGCAGAAAUUCGACGAACCCGUGGAAGCAAAGGUCGUUCGGAUAAACCCGUUCACUUGGCACAAUGGAAUAGCGGUGAAAGUAGAGCUACUCGGUUGUCAAGAGUUCACGCUCGCCAGUACUCCAGGAGUAGAAAGUGUUUCCGUGACGACAACGGCGUUCACCGAGGACACUGCCGAGCCAGCGUGCGACGAGCCGAUGGGUUUGGACAACGAUUUGAUUUUCAUCGAGCAAAUUUCCGCGUCUUCCUCCGCAACGGAUUUAUUGCCGAAUCUCAAGUUGACGUCGCCGCGGGUUUGGCACCCGAAAUUAGACAACCCGUAUCAAUACGUGAUAAUUGAUUUCCUGGAGCCCCGUACCUUAACGGGAAUCGUUACCAAAGGCGGUGAGGGUACAUGGACGACCGCUUACAAAGUCUCUUACAGCAACGACGAUCGCCGCUGGAACCCGGUGCUCGAUGAAAAAGGUCUCGAAAAGAUCUACUUGGGCAACUUUGACUCCGAAACGCCAACGAAGAACUAUUUCGACAAACCGCUGCACGCGAGGCACCUGAAAGUGCAGCCGGUAAAAUGGCACGAACGUGUAGGCUUGAAAUUGGAAGUACUCGGUUGUUUCCGACCGUAUCCUUCCGUAACGAGAUCCACCACCGACAAGGCAGAAUCGACGACACCGUUCACCGAGAUCGGCAAUUGCAGCGUUUGCGAAGGGAUACCGUAUAAGAAUGAAACCGCUGGUUGCCCGUGCCCCGAACCCUCGGACUGGUGGAACGGGAAUUCCUGCGUCGCCAAACAGGAAUGUCCCUGCGUAGUGGGACACGUUUCGUACAACGUUGGCACAAAGUACAUCGACGAAGAUUGCCAAGAGUGCAUGUGCAUCUUGGGUGGAAUCGGCUUCUGUCGGCCAACGAAAUGCGAGCCUUGUCGCGAUUCCGAAAUGAGACCGGUGAUAAACGAACUGUGCAAUUGCGUGUGCAAACCUUGUCCAGCCGGUACGCGUCGUUGUCCGACCAGCGAGGUUUGUAUCGAUGAGAAUUUCUGGUGCAACGGUAUUCAAGAUUGCCCCGACGACGAGAGAGAUUGUCGAGACGCGACUUCGACGACCGUUUCUUCCGCAUCGGAGAUCGCGUCGACCACCACGUCGACCACCGCGUCGACCACCGCGGCGACCACCGCGUCGACCGCCGCGUCGACCACUGGUACGCCGGAACCAUGCCAAGAUCCAGUAUGUCCGGCCGGUUACAAGACGGUUCUACGACCAUCGAAAUCAAAGUCUUUCGAAUAUUCGAAGAAAUCUCGCAGGAAGUCUGGGAUGAAAUCUUUGUCCAGACGUCCUGGCGGAACCAAAGGAUUCAGGAAAUCGAUGCAGCGGUACUCUUGGUCGACGGCACCCGAUGCCAAAAUGGCCGGGAUAGCCGGAAUAUUCGGGAUAUCCGAGAAACCAGAAAACGAAACUCGAUGCGAACAAUUUGUCUGCAUACCCGACAAACCACUGCCGAUUAUCGACCAAGGCAAGCCGCAAACCUGUCCAGAAGCAUCUUGUCCACCGGGUUAUACGGUAGUUUACGAAAAGAUGAGCAUGUAUAAACUCGAAAAGUGCCGAAAGUAUAGUUGCAAACCUCCUGCACCCGUGGAAGCUGUUUGCAAUGUAACGGGAAGAACGUUCACCACGUUCGAUCGGUUGGAGUACAAGUACGACGUCUGCAACCACAUUCUGGCGAGGAAUAUGUACACGAACCAGUGGUAUAUUACGCUGGAAAAGCAGUGCGACUCGCGAACGGGUCGCUGCAGCCGAAAUCUGGUAGUGACUUUGGACGACGACGUGAUCGUUUUGUAUCCGGACAUGGGGGUCGAAAUCAACGAGUACAGCUUCGCCCCGAAUCAAUUGGCACGAAUCGGUGACAAAUACUCGUUGUUCAAGAUAUCCUCGAUCGGCGAUGUCACGUAUUUGGUGUCCAAUUACUAUGGGUUCUGGGUAAUUUGGGACUCGAAUUCGAACGCGAAACUGGGCGUUUCUACGAAGUUGGCUUCGCGAGUGGACGGUUUGUGCGGUUACUUCGAUGGAUAUGCGUGGAACGACAAGCAACUGCCCGAUGGAAAUCGAGCAAGAACCACGGCCGAGUUUGGCGAUAGCUGGGCGAUGGAGGGGGUGCCGGAAUGCGACCCUCAGGUAUGCCCCUACGACCUGCAGGCGCAGAGCUGGAAAAUCUGCGAUACGGUCAGAGAUACGUCGUUCGCGACCUGCUCCGACAUCUUGAAUCUGGACAAGUUUGCGUCCUACUGCAUGGAAAGCGCGUGCAAUUGUCUGCGAAGCAAUCGAACGUACGACGAUUGUCGUUGUCGCGCGUUGACCAGUUUCGUUACCGAAUGUCAGGCCGGUGAUUUGGACAUAGAUAUCUCCACUUGGAGAAGCACUCACGAUUGUCCUGCCGUCUGUGCGCCGCCGUUCGUUCACAGGGACUGCUUUAGGAACAAAUGCGAGACCAGCUGCGACAACUUGCAAGAAAUAGACCCAUGCCCGGUGAUGGAAGGAGUGUGUUUCGCCGGAUGUUUCUGUCCCGAAGGAACGGUUCGCAACGGCGACGAAUGCGUGCCUGCGUCGCAAUGCAAAGAUUGUACCUGCGAGUGGCUCGGAAAUUCAAGGUUUAUCAGCUUCGAUAGAAGGAACGUCCAGUUCGACGGUAAUUGCACGUACGUUCUGUCGAGGGACGUUAUCGAUAAUAGAAAGGGAAAGGAAGAUCACGCGUACCAAGUGUUGGUCUCGAACGGAGCUUGCAAUACCGAUAACAAUACCGAUACCAACAGCAAUACCGAUAGCUGCGUAGAAGCGCUCACGCUGCUUUACAAAGAGCACAUUGUUCGCGUGGCGAACGAUGCGAUUUCUCGGCAGUUGGAAGCGACGGUGGAUGGUACAAAGGUGGCCUCGUAUCCGUUCAACGCAUCCUGGUCGAUUCUUGAACGAACACCCUCGGAGAAGCUGCGUUUACUGAUACCUUCGCUGCAACUGGAAGUGACCGCCUAUAUGACCAACUUUGCCUUCACCCUGACGCUUCCCUCGCACAUCUUCGGAGGAGCGACGGAGGGUCUUUGCGGCAACUGCAACGACGAUUCCGAGGACGACUCGAGAAAACAAGACGGAGAGAUCGCCAACGACGCGGAGGACUUUGGUAACAGCUGGUCGGUCAAAGAAUCGCCGCGCGGCACCGAUUUCGACACGGAUUCGUGCGCCUCGCGUAAUCGGAGCAAAUGCGUCUUGCCGCCGGCCGAUCAAGAUCCGUGCAGAAAUUUAUUGAAUCUCGUAGACUUUGGACAAUGUCAUAACUUUGUCGAUCCGAUACCGUAUUUGAUGGCUUGUCGAGACAGUUUGUGCACCGGGGGCGAGUUCUGCGACAGCUUCGAGGCGUACGCGAGAAAAUGUCGGCAGAUGCAGGUGUGCCCGACUUGGAGAAGCAGCGAGAUAUGCCCGUACGAUUGUCCACCGAAUCUCGAGUAUCGAGCGUGCGAAACGGGUUGCACGGAGACGUGCGACACCGUCAACGAGAUAUCAAACGACGACAACGGCCGCGGUGGGUGCGCGAACAACGUCGAGGAGGGCUGCUUCUGUCCCGGCGAUUUCGUUCUUCGCAACGACACUUGCGUUCCAAGGGACAAAUGUCUCGUUUGUGACGAGGAAGGUCACGCGAUGGGCGACCAGUGGUCUCCGGACGUCUGCACCAGAUGCGUCUGCGACCGAAACGUUGUCAACUGUCGUAGAACCGAAUGCCCAGUCGUGGACACCAUCUGCGAAGAGAACAUGAAACCGGUUGCCGUGAAUGGAACGGAGAAAGACUGUUGCACGAAAUACGUUUGUAUCCCCGUAACGGACACCGCGACAACUACGGCGCCAUUCUGUACGGAAGAGACUCAGAUGCCGGAUUGCGGCUACGGUCAAAUACUAAAGUUAUCGACCGACGACGACGGAUGCAAGAAAUUCAUUUGCGAAUGUCUACCGCCGUCCGGGUGUCCCGAUCCGCUAUCCGAUCGGCCGACUCUCGAAGUCGAGACGAUCCUUCCUGGUUACGUGCGGGUGAUCAACGCUUCCGGAUGUUGUCCAAGAUCGAUGUCCAUCUGCGAUCCAAAGUCCUGUCCUCCGCCACCGACUUGCCCGCAAUACCAUCGGCUAAAGACCCUCGCGUCCGAGAACGCUUGUUGCGCCGAGCACAAAUGCUCACCGCCCGACGAUCUUUGCCUCUACGCCGUCGCGACGGACGAUCGAAUCGAAUUGUCGGAGCUAGUGGUGGCCAAAAAUGUAGGGGACCGAUGGAUGGAUGGAAAAUGCACUUCCUGCAUCUGCGAAUCCACGGCGGAACUACCAAAGCCCAACUGCGUCACGAUCGAAUGCGAUCGUUCGCGAGCCGCGGACCAUCCCGACGCGUUCGAUUUCGUCGUGGAAGAGGUUCUUCCGAAGGACCGAUGUUGUCCCGAUUUCGUGAGGUCCGCCUGCAGGCACCUGGAGAAGGUGUACAACGUUGGAGAGGUCUGGCAACCGAAUCCCGACGACGCCUGCGUUUCGAUCGAGUGCGUGCGAGACGAGAACGGCGUGCGAAAACAGGUCAAAGUGCAGGAAUGCGAUACCGUUUGCGACGCAGGUUUCGAAUAUCGAGCCGCCGCCGCCGCCGCCGCCGCCGCCGCCGACGACGAUGACGGGAGCGGCGUUUGUUGCGGCAGAUGCGUUCCGGUUGCUUGCGUUGUUGAGAACGAACUAAAAAACAUCGACGAGGAGUGGUAUUCGGUCGACUUUUGCACCAAGUACUCUUGCAAGACCGAUACCAAUGGAACCGUGUACGUUCGGUCGAUCGUCGAAAAAUGCCCGUUCGUCGACCCUUGGGAGGAAACGGAAUUUAGAAUAGAAAACCGAUCGAUUCCGGGCCAGUGUUGUCCACAGUUCGUCAAAACCGGCUGCCGUUACAACGGCAAAGUCUACGAACCCGGUGAACGAUGGAAAUCCGUGGUAGACGAUUGUGUCACGGAAUAUUGCGCGUUGAAUUCGAGCUUGACAAAAUACACGGAAGUGGAGGUAUGUCGGAGGAACUGCGCGAUCGGUUGGACCUACGAAGAAGGAGAAGACGGUCGAUGUUGCGGGGGAUGCAAGCAAACGCAUUGCGUGCUUGGGAACGCGUUGUACGAAGCUGGUGCCAGUUGGACGUCCUCCGAUAACUGCACUUCCUACGCCUGCACGGAUCAAGGGGGUCAACUAUCCGUGAUCACCAGCACCGUCGUUUGUCCCGACACGACCGACUGCCCUCCGGAUUCGAUUUACACUGACGAUUGUUGCAAUUUGUGCAAUUUCACGUCCCAAAAUCUCGUAGCCGACCAGUGCGUUCCCAAUGUCGUGGAUGCAGGCGCCACGCUCGAUAUGUUCACCUUUACGCAUCACAAACACGGACUCUGCAAGAACAUUUCUCCCGUUGUUGGCAUCGCGGAAUGUCGAGGAAAAUGCGAAUCCACCUCGAGCUUCGAUACAGAUUGGAAUCCGGUGGUCGAUUGCCGUUGUUGUCAACCCACGGAAUAUACGAAACGCGUAAUCGAAUUGAUGUGCGAAGACCAGAAAAUAUUCAAGAAACCGAUAGUUUAUCCCGUGUCCUGUUCUUGCUCGGAAUGCGGAACAGGUGGUUCUAGUUACAGAAACAGAAAAGGUGGAGUCAAAGGUUAAACGGUCCCCGAAAUAAUAUUAUAAGCAUUCGAAUCAAGUUUUCCGAGGAAUUGCGAAAGAUGUUGCGUACAACAUUAUUCGUUGAUUUUAUUCGACGAUGCAUAUAAAUUUACACACACACACACACACACACACACACACACACACACACACACACACACACACACACACACACACACACACAUAUAUAUUCAAGUAUAUUCGCGUGCCAUGGAUACAACGAAGGAAACCGAACAGCAACCGAUAAUAUAAUACUUACCCUCUGUUGCGGAAACAUCGUUCUUCCUCGCUUUCUUCGAUGCUGCGAACAACGCGCGUUCUAUGCGAUCGAAAAAAUACAAAUGGCUGCAACUCAACGGCUA
Molecule: messenger RNA, 12500 nt
Organism: Megalopta genalis
Lineage: Eukaryota; Metazoa; Arthropoda; Insecta; Hymenoptera; Halictidae
Gene: Hml
Product: hemolectin
Cellular component (GO): extracellular region; extracellular matrix
Molecular function (GO): protein binding; chitin binding
Source: RefSeq, a predicted model, not a curated record